This is a messenger RNA of Canariomyces notabilis, 741 nucleotides long. Its product is annotated as cysteine proteinase. NCBI's taxonomy places the organism in Eukaryota, Fungi, Ascomycota, Sordariomycetes, Sordariales, Chaetomiaceae. Gene Ontology annotation, biological process: proteolysis; protein deneddylation. Gene Ontology annotation, molecular function: deNEDDylase activity; cysteine-type peptidase activity. The record is from RefSeq and is a predicted model, not a curated record. The coding region runs from base 1 to 741 and encodes 246 amino acids. The transcript has 6 exons.
AUGGCGAGGCAUUUCGGGGACAGUCUUGGUGUGUCGUCAUCCGCGCCGUACCUGUCAUACCAUGACAUUCUUCUGACAAACGAGGACGUCAACGCCCUCAAGCACGAUUGGUUAACAGAUAAUAAUAUUGCUUUUUGGGAAGAAUGGCUCGAAAGGGAGAUACUCCCAAAAUACCCACAAGCUCGAAUCGUUCUUCUCCGCCCAAGCAUGACGUUCCUGCUGAUGCAGGCGGCCGACGUUAAGACCAUCGCCAGCGCCCUGCCAGACUUCAGCAAAGUCACGCACAUCUUCCUGCCCAUCAACGACAGUAGGGAGCGUGAGCGGGCCGACGGCGGCUCCCACUGGUCUCUCCUCCUCGUGUCUGUCAUUGACCGGGUGGCCUUCCACUAUGACUCGCUCGGCGGCGCCAACUUUUACGAAGCGCAAAGAUGUACCGACAGGCUGAGCCGGGUGCUGGGCAUCCCGCUCCGGUUCCACCAGCUGGAAGACGCCCCCCAGCAAGAAAACAGCAGCGACUGCGGCGUCUUUGUGUGCAUCCUGAUGCGGCACCUCCUGGUAAAGCGCCUUCUCAACGCAAACUCGAGCGAGAAGGUGUCCAUGUCGAUGGCAGGCAAGAUGAUCGACAGCCGCGGCGGCCGGAAAGAGAUGCUGAAGAUCGUCGAGUCGCUCCGGAAGGAGGGUGAGAGGCGGCGUAGCGCCAGUCCCUUUGCGUCGUCCCACACCCCGCCCCGCAUAGAGUAG